Cynocephalus volans (Philippine flying lemur) is the source of this 5749-nucleotide messenger RNA. RefSeq names its product nidogen 1 (gene NID1). Gene Ontology annotation, molecular function: calcium ion binding. Lineage: Eukaryota; Metazoa; Chordata; Mammalia; Dermoptera; Cynocephalidae. The transcript is spliced from 20 exons. Gene Ontology annotation, biological process: cell-matrix adhesion. The record is from RefSeq and is a predicted model, not a curated record. Bases 47 to 3793 code for a protein of 1248 amino acids.
GGGCCGCCGAGCCGCUCGCUGCGUUUGGGAACGACACUUCGGGGACAUGCGGGCCACCAGCAUCCGGAGCGGGGCCGUGUGGACGCGGGCGCUGCUGCUGCAGCUGCUGCUGCUGGCGGGGCCCGGGGGCUGCCUGAGCCGCCAGGAGCUGUUCCCCUUCGGCCCCGGCCAGGGGGACCUGGAGCUGGGGGCCGGGGACGACCUGGUGUCCCCCGCCCUGGCGCUGAGCCGGACGCUCCGCUUCUAUCACAGAUCCGACAUCGACUCCGUCUACGUCACCACCAAUGGCCUCAUUGCCAUGAGUGAGCCCCCAGCUGAAGAAUCCCACCCUGGGCUCUUCCCACCCACCUUCGGUGCAGUGGCACCUUUCCUGGCGGACUUGGACACGACAGAUGGCUUUGGGAAGGUUUACUACCGAGAAGACCUAUCCCCCUUUAUCACUCAGCUGGCAGCACAGUAUGUCCAGAGAGGGUUCCCAGAGGUCUCUUUCCAGCCCAGUAGCGUGGUGGUUGUCACCUGGGAAUCUGUGGCCCCCUACCAAGGGCCCAGCAGGAACCCUGCCCAGGAAGGCAAGAGAAACACGUUCCAGGCUGUUUUGACCUCCUCUGAUGUCAGCUCCUAUGCCAUUUUCCUUUACCCUGAAGAUGGCCUGCAAUUCCAUACAACAUUCUCAAAGACAGACAAGAACCAGGUCCCUGCUGUGGUCGCAUUCUGUCAGGGCUCCGUGGGAUUCCUCUGGAAGAGCGACGGAGCUUAUAACAUAUUCGCUAACGACAGAGAAUCAAUUGAAAAUUUGGCCAAGAGCAGCAACUCCGGGCAACAGGGCAUCUGGGUGUUUGAGAUUGGGAGUCCAGCCACAACUAAUGGUGUGCUGCCCGCGGACGUGAACUUCGAACCUGACAAUGGAGCAGACUAUGAUGACGAGGACGAAGAUUAUGACCUGGUGACUCCUCAUCUGGGCCUGGAGGACAUGGGCACCACACCCUUCCCCCAUGAGGCUCCCAGAAGAGGAGACGCCCACACAUACAAAGUGCCCCGUGUCCUCUCCCCACGCCGCACGGCCACCGAGAGACCCCCUGGACCUCCCACAGAGAGGACAAGGUCUUUCCAAUUGCCCGUGGAGAAGUUCCCCCAGCAGCCCCCACAGGUCAUAGAUGUGGACGAAGUGGAGGAAACAGGAGUUGUUUUCAGCUACAACACGGAUGCCCGCCAGACGUGUGCCAACAACAGACACCAGUGCUCGGUGCACGCCGAGUGCAGGGACUACGCCACUGGCUUCUGCUGCAGCUGCGUGGCCGGCUACACGGGGAACGGCAGGCAGUGUGUCGCAGAAGGUUCCCCCCAGCGAGUCAACGGCAAGGUGAAAGGAAGGAUCUUUGUGGGGACCAGCCAGGUCCCCGUUGUCUUUGAGAACACCGAUCUCCACUCCUACGUGGUGAUGAAUCACGGCCGCUCCUACACGGCCAUCAGCACCAUUCCCGAGACCCUUGGCUACUCCUUGCUUCCUCUGGCACCUAUUGGAGGCAUCAUUGGGUGGAUGUUUGCUGUGGAGCAGGACGGAUUCAGGAACGGCUUCAGCAUCACUGGGGGUGAGUUCACCCGCCAGGCCGAGGUGACCUUCGUGGGUCACCCAGGCAAGCUGGUCAUCAAGCAGCAGUUCAGCGGCAUUGACGAGCACGGGCACCUGACCAUCGACACAGAGCUGGAGGGCCGCGUGCCACAGAUCCCCUUUGGCUCCUCAGUGCACAUCGAGCCCUACACCGAGCUGUACCACUACUCCCACACAGUGAUCACUUCCUCCUCCACCCGGGAGUACACGGUGACAGAGCCCGAGCGAGACGGGGCUGCUCCUUCGCACACCUACACCUACCAGUGGCGCCAGACCAUCACCUUCCAAGACUGCGUCCACGACGAUUCGAGGCCAGCCCUGCCGAGCACCCAGCAGCUGUCAGUGGACAGCGUGUUUGUCCUGUACAAUGAGGAAGAGAGGAUCUUGCGCUAUGCGCUCAGCAACUCCAUCGGGCCCGUGCGGGACGGCUCCCCUGAUGCCCUUCAGAAUCCUUGCUACAUCGGUACACAUGGAUGUGACACCAACGCCGCCUGUCGCCCCGGGCCUGGGACCCAGUUCACCUGCGAGUGCUCCAUCGGCUUCCGAGGAGAUGGGAGAAUCUGCUAUGAUAUUGAUGAAUGUGCAGAACAGCCCUCGGUGUGUGGCAGCAAUGCCAUUUGCAACAACCACCCAGCGACCUUCCGCUGUGAAUGCAUGGAGGGUUUCCGGUUCUCAGACGAGGGCACGUGUGUGGCUGUCAUGGACCAGCGCCCCAUCGACUACUGCACCACAGGCCUCCAUGACUGUGACAUACCCCAGCGGGCCCGGUGUGUCUACACAGGUGGCUCUUCCUACACCUGCUCCUGUUUGCCUGGCUUCUCUGGGGAUGGCCGAGCCUGCCAAGACGUGGAUGAAUGCCAGGUGAGUCGCUGCCACCCUGAUGCCUUCUGCUACAACACUCCAGGUUCCUUCACGUGCCAGUGCAAACCUGGCUAUCAGGGAGACGGCUUCCGGUGUGUGCCUGGAGAGGUGGAAAAGACCCGGUGCCAGCAGGAGCGAGAACACAUUCUUGGAGCGGCAGAGGCGGUGGACCUGCAGCGGCCCAGGCCACCGGGGCUGUUUGUCCCUGAGUGUGACGAGCAUGGGAACUAUGUGCCCACCCAGUGCCACGGCAGCACCGGCUACUGCUGGUGUGUGGAUCGCGAUGGCCGCGAGCUGGAGGGCACCAGGACCAGGCCCGGGAUGAGGCCCCCGUGUCUGAGUACAGUGGCUCCCCCCAUUCACCAGGGACCCUCAGUGCCUACUGCUGUGAUCCCCCUGCCCCCUGGAACCCACCUCCUCUUUGCCCAGACUGGGAAGAUCGAGCAUCUCCCCCUGGAGGGAACUACCAUGAAGAAGACGGAAGCCAAAGCAUUACUUCAUAUCCCAGCUAAAGUCAUCAUUGGACUGGCCUUUGACUGCGUGGACAAGAUGGUGUACUGGACGGACAUCGGCGAGCCUUCCAUCGGGAGAGCCAGUCUGCAUGGCGGGGAGCCAUCUACCAUUGUUCGACAAGAUCUGGGGAGUCCGGAAGGCAUCGCGGUGGACCACCUUGGCCGCAACAUCUUCUGGACGGAUUCUCUGCUGGAUCGGAUCGAAGUCGCAAAGCUGGAUGGCUCGCAGCGCCGGGUGCUGCUGGAGACGGAUUUGGUGAAUCCCAGAGGCAUCGUGACGGAUUCCGUGCGAGGGAACCUUUAUUGGACAGAUUGGAACAGAGAUAGCCCCAAAAUUGAAACUUCCUACAUGGACGGCACAAACCGGAGGAUUCUUGUGCAGGAUGACCUGGGCUUGCCCAACGGGCUGACCUUCGACGCCUUCUCAUCACAGCUCUGCUGGGUGGACGCAGGCACCCAUCGGGCAGAAUGCCUGAACCCCGCUCAGCCCAGCAGACGGAAGGUUCUCGAAGGGCUCCAGUAUCCCUUUGCUGUGACGAGCUACGGGAAGAAUCUGUACUAUACAGACUGGCAGACGAAUUCUGUGGUUGCUGCCGAUCUUGCUAUUUCCAGAGAGAUGGAUGCCUUCCACCCCCACAAGCAGAGCCGGCUAUAUGGCAUCACCAUUGCCCUGUCUCAGUGUCCCCAAGGCCACAACUACUGCUCAGUGAACAAUGGCGGCUGCACCCACCUCUGCUUGGCCACCCCAGGGAGCAGGACCUGCCGCUGCCCUGACAACACACUGGGAGUUGACUGUAUUGAGCGGAAAUGAAGACAAGAGUACCCUGUUCCCUCUCCAAGUAUUUCACAGCAACGCCCUACUUGAAAUGACUUAGUCCAGACUGAAAACUGUCCUCUAGCUGAGUGGCCAUUAGGCCCUAGUCUAGCCCAGCCUGAGCCCCAACAACUUUCCUCUCACUGUUCCCCAAAACAUAAACCCUGGGCUCCCAUAAUGGGAAAGUCUCUUCCCCUAUGUGAAGACAGAAAACUGCCCUGAUCCCAGCCCUCAGACAAGCUUAUUCAGCCAUGGGUGAGGAUUACAUGCCUCAUCGUAGGCCCUGGGACCUUUUCCUAAUGCUAGCUUCCCAAGCCUGAGUUGCCCCAUUCCCUGUGGCCUUACGAGCUCAGCCUCACUCUGAGGCACUCACCAUCCUGUCAGCUCCUCAACACAGCAGCCAGGGCCAGCCUAGAAAAGGUUGUGAGUGAAGGAGGGAGUUAGUCCUCCCACACUUUUUCUCUUGGUGCUCUCAUUUCCCUCUUUUUCCUCCCCAGUUCCUCACCAUCUUCAUCCUACCCAAGGCUUCCAUUACAGUGAGCAUGCUCUGCCUUUUUAUCAAAACCCACCCUGUCCUAAGGAUAUGUGGGUAUUUGGUGGCUCUUAAUGAGUAUCCCCUCCUAGAUAGGAUAUUAGCAUUUGAGCAAUAGCCUUUGGUAGUCAAAGUCUUCAGUCAAAGGAGUGUCUAGUGGUAGGAAUUUCAAGGUAUAGAGUUAGAUGUUUGAGGAUAUGGGAUUCUUUUGAUGUGCCUUCAAUUAUACCAAAGAUUAUCAAAUUGUUCCUCUUUGCCAAAAGCACUUGCAUCACAGCAUUUGGUCUCUGGUGCUGUGCUGGUCUUCAGCCCCACUGCUGGCACCACUGAGACACAUCUGAAGCACAAGCUGGGGCUGGUUCCAGGUAAUGACCCACCACAGUCCCUCACCUCUGUCCUCCACUCCUGAGAACCAGUUGACACACAGCUGUAAACUUGCUUCUCCUUUGUUUCUCUCUCUAUCUGUGAGAGAGCUGUAUUCUCAUCUAAAUACACUAUCUAGGAAGACUGCAUUGAAUAUUUAUACUAAUGGUCCAGAUCCUUGAUUGCUCAUUGGUAUAAUUAAAGGGACCAUUGCCACAUUUCUUGUUUAUGUUUCUAUGAUUCAUUUAGAAAACAUCCCCUGACCAUAUAAUUAGCUAGGGUUAUGUUUUUAUCAGCUGCUUUCUAGAGUCCUAAAACAAUAGAAAUUUUGGAUUGAAAGCUGAGCUGUUCGAGUUAGUAAGGAUGUUCGAGUUAUAAGGAGUUAUAAAGAGUUCGAGUUAGUAAAGGAUGAGGUAAGGGGUAGACAAGACUCGAUGAAUAGUAUCACAAAGAGAUUGGUUAAGAACAGGAAUGGAAAACCCAGGAGAAAGGGGUAGGGGUAGGGGAGGCGAUUUAAGAACAGCAGUAACAGAAACCUUUAAAUAAUUCCAAAGAGAAAAUGGUACACUUUGCCAAAGAACACUUAGACUAGAGGACAUGGAAGAACUUGCCUGCUACUUUCCUUGUGGAAGAGACCUCUCCCCGUCCUUCAAACCCCUCACCCCAUCCUCUCCUGCCUUUGCUUCUGCUCUACUCUGGAACCUGAACUUGGAGAAUAUUUUUCCUUAAAUAAUUGGAGUUUGUUUUGUGAGGCAACUAAAUCCCCCCAAAUCACAAUAUUUGGGGAACAUGUGAAUCUUUUCCAUGGGUGUAACCCAACCCCAUGAAUUAGUCGCACUUUCCUUCUGUUUAUCAUUCUGUAUCAAACCCUCUAUAUCCAGUGUUCAUCAUGAUUUUGUCUAAUUUUUACAACUAUUUUAUUCAUUUUACGAGAUUCAUUCUAAAAUCUUUUAAAGGGUGAAUUCUGAAACUGUGGAAACCACUGAAGGUGCUUAUAACUUCCCCCAGAUUUAUACAGUAUUGGAUGAUGUUUUUGAGUUUACAGCUGUACAGAUAUU